Messenger RNA from Diorhabda sublineata, 3634 nucleotides. RefSeq lists its product as uncharacterized. The coding region runs from base 1 to 2124 and encodes 707 amino acids. The record is from RefSeq and is a predicted model, not a curated record. NCBI's taxonomy places the organism in Eukaryota, Metazoa, Arthropoda, Insecta, Coleoptera, Chrysomelidae. The transcript has 6 exons.
AUGUUCAAAUACCUUGUAGCUCUUUUGCUCUAUUUUAAUAUUCAAGUUUUUGGAUUGAAUACAACUAUUGGAAAUGUAACUUCCGGAAACGAAUUGUGGUUUAGUUUGGUGCAAAACUGUAAAGAACCGACGGUUUCUUGUAUUAGAGAUACGAUACAUGAUUUUCUCAAAGACACAUUCGAUUACGAUCAGGAUGUUCAUUUUACUAAUUUCUUGAAGUUCUCAAAAAACAAUUUUAUCUACAAAGAUGUCGAUAAUGAGACUGCAACCAUUUCCGAGGAUUUACAUAAUGAAUCACCGUUUGAAGAAAUUUCAAGAUCAUUACGAGAAAAUUCUAAAAAGUUUUUUAUGACUCACGAUAUUGAAGUAUCACUUCCCGAGGAAUUUUUCCUUGGUAGUACACUAAAAGUGUCACCUCGCAGUUUUGAUACUAAUAGCACUUUUUUUAAAGUAGAACUAGUCCCAAAAGAUUUUUCACAAAGUGUAGGACAAGGAAGGAUAUUCAAAAAUCUAUUGGGAAAUCUCAUAAAAAAAUUCAUCACAGAUAGAUUACUGUAUGCUCUUCUCGCCGUUCUAGUGAUUAUAAAACUUCUAGCAGUAAACGUAUUAUUCUUCUUACCAUCGAUGUUGGGAGUAGUGACAGCUAAGAAAAUCAUCGUUAAAAUUCUUUUGUUCUUCUUCCCCGCACUACAUCAUCUUUUCAAAUUAUGUGCGUAUACACCGUAUGGAACCAAACAUCAUAUUCACAAGCAUCAAAUAGCACAUAUUCAUCAAGUGGCACCCGGAUAUUAUCAUCACAAACCUCACAUUGAAGAACACCAUUAUCACAAGCCUCAUAUAGAAGAAGCGGAGUAUUCUCACGACGAUUCGCAUCAUUUCCUUGAGGAUCAUGAUGAUUCACAUUACCACCAUAGUGGACCACCUCCUGAUGUUAGUCAUUAUCCAGAGUUUGCUAAUAAAGAUGACAGCCGUUAUGGGGAUUCAUAUCCGGCCGCUUCUUAUGGCAAUGAACUGUUCCACAAGAGUCCCGAUGAUAACGACGCUGAUCCAUGGGAUCAUACCAAUCAUCCAUCAAAACCAUUUGGAAAGAAACGUAUGACCGCAACGGAAAUUGAAAAUAUGGUACUGAAAGCAGAAAAAGAAGCUUUGAUUAAAUCUCGUCUACAAAAAGAAAGAUUGAGGAUACACAAAGAAAAUUUGAAGCUACAAGAACAACUGAACACUGCAAUCAAAAUGCAACAAAAGCUGAAAUAUCACGCUGCUUUAGUGGGCUCUAAGAAGAAUCCGGAUAUAAAAAAUAGCCAUCUACUGACUCCACUUAUUCCUCCACCACCCCCUGCAGCGACGAAUCAGUAUCCGAAAUCACAAUUCAUAAAAUCACCAGACUCUUCGUUUUUGAUUCAGCAUGAAGCAAAUUCACAACCUGGAGAAUUUGCUGAACCACCUAUGAACUACGUACCAACAGAAAAGUUUGUGACUCCGGCUACAAGUUACCUGGAACAAAUUAAACCGUCGCAAUCUUUGGAAGUUCAAUCUGCAUUGAGUGGAAAUGGAUUACCAGGGAAAACUAUUCAAGCAAUACAAAGUUACUUAAAGAAGAAAGUCAGUCAUAAUGAACAGAAUAUCUAUCCAGUGUAUCCAUCCAAUCAAGCUCAACUUUCCGCAACUCCUGAAAAUAAGACUGUUAAUAGUUUUCAAUCACCCAACGUGGCGUUGUCAAGAAAAUCCGCUGUAGUUAGUCAAACAAUUGUAGCAAGCGAUAGAAAAUCGGAUCAAUUAUCUCCUGAAGAAGAAUUUUAUAAAGCAGCCUCUAUUACAUAUGAUGCUUUUUACUCUCCGAUAUUAGAAAAAAUAGAUGCCAUUUUGAACGGUUUGAAAUUCAACGAAGAACCUUGCAGAGAAAGACUGAUUUGUAGUAUGUACAAGAAACCUGAGAAGUUCAGUCCACAUAGUAAUUUGAUUUCAGUAGAACUUAGUAGAGAUCAAAAGGAAUUACAGAAGCCCAAAGCAACAAACGCUGCUGUUAUUCGCUUUUACAAAUAUGUUCAAGCGGCUAGAGAUGGUCAAGACCAAAAGGACUGCAUCAGGCUUUAUCCCACUUGUUCUGUGAAUACAGAAAUUUAAUUUAUCUGGUUUUGUUAUAUUCAUUAUGUUGUUGAGAAGUUUAGAUUGAAUAAGAUCAUUUAUAUAAGUCGCUGUCAUUGUGAUAGGAACAUUUUCAAAGUGGACUUGUCCUACAAAACUUCAUUAGUUUAGUGUAGUACUUUAGUUUAUUAGUUGCUCAAUUUUUAAUGAAUAUACUCCACAAAUUUAGGCUAGUAAUAAUAUGUGUGCUAAAGAAAUUGUGAAAACAUAUAAUUUUCACUGGAAUUGUGUGCAUUUACCUUCAAAAUUUCCACAUCUGAUUAACGUUACAAUAAACCUUGUGGUAUAUAGUAGGAAAAUUUCGUUUCUCAUCUAUUUAAUAUAUGUAUUUAUACAAACUUUCAUCUAAAUUCAGAACUAUUGCUAGAACAUUAAGUUUUAAUACUCAGACGGUAAAAUGCUCAAGACAUCAAGAUGAAUUAUUUUGCAUAAUUUGGUAGAAAUUUGCUGAAAAUAAUAAUUCUAUAUUAAAUAAGAUUUGUGAGAAGUUUCAUUAUGAAAAGAAAAGGUAGAUUUUAGUAACAAUUAUCAAAGCAGCAAUAAUAGUAUCGUUUUGACACAAUAUGAAAACUUAUGUAAGUUCAAGAUUUUCUACUUGUAAAUCUUUUAAGUCAUUUGUGUUUAAUUAUUUAUAACAUGUUACGUACAUAUUUUACAAUAGAUUAAGAAGGUUUAUAUCACUUCUAUGUCAAUUACAAGAGCCGACUGUAACUAGUAUUAAGCUCUUGAUGUCGACAUGUCUUGUUAAGUUAUAUAGAUCUAUGGGUUAUGGUUUCGGGAAUAGAAUCUAAAGAAAUUAAGUUAAUUAAUGUAGUUUUGCGCAACUAUUGACAUUGUCGUUAUAUGUAUUAUUUGGGCUCAAAUUUUUGUGUGAGUAUCACGAUAAGGGAACUCAUAUUAAAACGUUGAUCUAUAAACAACAAACAAAAACUGGAAACAUUCGCGAUGACUUUCUUGAAUUUGUUAUGAAAUCAGUAAAGACAAUGUGAUUUAUCUAGGAAAAAUAAACUUAUCGUUACUUUUAGUGAAGUGACUCAAUAAUGAGACACCUACUUAAAGGAUAUUGCCUUUUAUGAUCAAUCCUGUUGCAAGAAAUUAAUGUAAGUACUUACCCCUAACAAUUAUUCUUCUUUUAAGAUACGAGUAAUCGAAAAUAAGUUUCGAAAAAUUACAUUUUUAGGACACCCAAAGAUUGUAUUUUAUUAAGUAGUUACUGCACUGUCAUUAUAAAAUCCAGCAAGUUUCAAUUUUGAAUGCUGUUAUUUGUAUAAAUAAAAGCUUUAGCAGGUAGUAUUUAAAUGUCCAAGAUAAUACUCAUACUUUGCUCAAAUAACAAUCACAAAAAUAAUGAGAAAAGUAGUUCAGAGAAUUUUUUUUAAUAAUGUCAAAUUUUAAAACAUUAUUAUGAGAUUAGUGAAGGCUUCAAAUUCAUAUACACAAUCUAUCAUUAGAAGGGUAUUAUUUCUCUGAAAUCUCUAAUGAUGGGACU